Molecule: messenger RNA, 1353 nt
Organism: Colletotrichum spaethianum
Lineage: Eukaryota; Fungi; Ascomycota; Sordariomycetes; Glomerellales; Glomerellaceae
Exons: 3
Coding region: 1-1353 (450 amino acids)
Source: RefSeq, a predicted model, not a curated record
AUGGGUUUCCUCCCUCUCACCUACCGUCGCCCGGUGUACGUCAACAACUCGGCUGGCGAGAGCUCCUCCGAUGUCUCUGACAGCGGCGAUGAGAAGCAGAGCAGCAGCUCUUUGUCCUUGCGCUCCGGCAAGUCCGGCCCGCCCCAGGGCAUUCCCGAGUCGCUGGCCUUUGACAAGAUCAUCAACGGCGGCACCUGCCCUCCAUGCACUGUGCGCGACUUCAUGAACUACCUCAUUUACAUUGAGCACGCGGCGGAAAACCUGCAGUUCUUCCUCUGGCACCGAGACUAUCAGAAGCGAUUCGGAGAGUCCAAGACUUCGGACAUGUCCCUCGCUCUGGAAUGGACCGAGGCCAUGGAGACCGAAAUCCUCCAGCGCAUGUCCAAGGAGAAGACGCAGAGAAUGCGCAAGAAGCCUGGCCAAGAGAUCUUUAAAGGAACGGAUUUCGAGAAGAAGGGUGCCGUGGCUGCUAUUGUCCAAGAGUCUUCUAACUCGAACCCUUUCUCGACCCCGCCCAGGACCCCCGACGAUCAGGAGGAGUCCGUCUACACCGGGUCUCACGGCGCUUCGAACGCCGACUCGUACCGCUCCCAGGCCAGCGAUGCCUUCGCUGCCGUGGGCGCCAAACAGCCCUUUACGAUUCAGCCAUUCCGCGAGGAGAUGGACCGUGUCAUUGCCACAUACAUCAUGGAAGGAGCCCCGCGACAGCUCAAUCUUUCAGCCAAGGAACGUGAUGCCACUCUUCACGCCCUCGCUUACACCACCCACCCUAGUGCUUGCCGCCUCGCAAUAAAGGUUAUUGAGAACUCGCUCCGCCAGCAAGCACACCCUAACUUCAUUCGAUGGUCGAUCUGCAACGGCAACCCCGCUCGCGUCUUCUUUGCUCGCGCUCUUGGUGUCGGUCUCAUCGCCAUUGCUUUCGUCGUCGCCAUCCUCAUCACCCUCAGCCAUGCAGGCCGCGGCUGGCGCGCGCUGGCCGCCAUCGGAUGGGUUUUGGGCAUCUCGACUUUGGUCGCAGCCUACAAGGGCAUGUGCGUCGUUCUGCACGGUAUGCAUCACCGCCACGUCCGGCCUUGGGAGCUGUUCGUCGACGAGGAGAACGAGGACGAGCGGAACAAGACCUCGUUCGAAUCUUUCGGAUCGACCAAUAGCUACGAGUCGGAGCCCUGGAUCAUCAAGUACGAGAAGCGCAACAUCGUCCGCAAGGUCUUUGACCGCGAGGUAUGGAUUGAGGAGCCUGCUCUGCGUACUAUCCAGGAUACCAUCUUCUUGCAGGCUAUGCUCUGCGCUGUGCUCGUUGGUGGUAUCUUUACCGCCAUCUUUGUUGCGAUUCCCACGCACGGUUACUUCUAA